Messenger RNA from Serendipita indica DSM 11827, 1146 nucleotides. NCBI's taxonomy places the organism in Eukaryota, Fungi, Basidiomycota, Agaricomycetes, Sebacinales, Serendipitaceae. The record is from the annotation of a GenBank genome assembly.
AUGUCACAUAGGCUACUUCGACGUGAGGACGGACGGAGCAUCUGGCUCACAGUUGAGCCCGAUGUUCCAGAACACCAAGCACUCAAAAAACUGAUUGUUAGGAAUGGGGGGUGUGUUGUGAAACGGUCAAGCCUGCCGGAUUACCACAUCGUCUCGGGCUCGCUGGCAGGAACCCAGUUAGGGGUCGAGCUGUCGAGUCAAGGGCGCAUUGCCCUCGACUCAUCCUGGCUAUGGGACAGCGAAGCGCAGGGUAGACUCCUACCAUGGCAUCUAUACCAGAGAGGCGCUGAAGCCCCCCAAGUCUCCACAGAGAUAAAGGACACCCAUGAAGUCCGAAGACCCCCUUCUUCCCCUGAGAGAUAUUCGGCAUCAGAAUCCAGCGAUGCUGAUAUUUGCGCGGAGCUUCCUAUCGAGCUUCCCACUGAUGCAAAGACCCUUCGGGAGCUGCAUGCGGGGUUUCCACUCCCAGUCGACACCGCUGCGCAGGGUAUCAGAAGGGAGGUCACGCAGUCACAACUAGCCAAGCAUGAAAUCAGUCGUUUGUUUGACAAGACUGUACCAGAAGAGGACAGUAGCUCGAGCGUCGGUCGUUCUCACCCACCGUUCAAUGGGCAAGGGCGAAGUCAGCCAAGCUCAAAGAUGCAAACCCUGAUUGUGACUGGCUCCCGGAUCCCUCUCCCAGCCCCUUCGAAGCAUAGAGCGAGUCUGAAACCCAAGAUUCAAGGGAAAUCGCAACUGCCAUAUACGCAGGCUGAGAUAGACGCACUCGCUCAGUGGGUGAAGGUCCAUCCUUUUUCUUCUUUCAAGAAUUCGGACGAGUAUUGGAAGCACUGGGUCGAAAACUCUGAAUAUGGACGGCGUCGCACUCCAUGCGCCUGGCGGCGGUACUGGGCAUCACAUCUGAGGCCAUACAUCAAGAGCAACGGAGCAAUCAAUGGUUAUAAGAAGAAAGGACUCGACUUCUCAAUGUUUCUCCAGGAACCAAAGAACUUGUCGAGCUGCCAAACGCGCGAGGCCUCUGGUGAGAUGGAUGACACAGAAACGAUACAUCUGGAUUCAGAGGCUGAAGAUCUCACGGAGAAUGAAUACGAGGGAUCGAUGAAACCCGCAAAGGCUCCAUUCAUUAUGGGUAGUGACGAUGAAUAA